CGCAGGAACGCAACGCGGCAACGAGAACAGCGACUUUGACCCUCGUGCCAGUCAACAAUCAUCACCGCCGAUCCCUCCGCCACCACCGCCGACGCAGCGAGGCCGCAACCAUGGCGAACUUCCUCCAUCUCGCGCGUCCUCUCGCGCCCGUUGGCACCACCGCCGCCCCCACCACCGCGCCAGUGACGGUGACAGUGCAACCACAAGCCAUAUUCUCGAUUCUCGACCACGCAUCUAGGCGACCAGCGGACCAGGAGCGCGUCAUUGGCACAUUACUGGGUGUUCGAAGUGAAGAUGGAACAGAGGUGGAGAUCAGGAAUUGCUAUGCAGUUCCGCACACGGAGACGGCAGAGCAGGUUGAGGUGGACAUGGACUACCAAAAGCGCAUGCUUGAGCUGCACCUGAAAGCCAGCCCUAAGGAGGUGCUUAUCGGCUGGUAUGCCACGAGCAGCGAGCUCAACACUUUCUCUGCCCUGAUCCAGAACUUCUACUCCCAACAAGGCGAGGGCACAUGGCCACACCCGGCAGUCCAUCUCACAGUCAACACCGUGGCCGGUCAGGAUCCACGAGCAGACACAUACAUCAGCGCUCCUAUUGGAGUGACCGCAGAGCGCGCAGCAGACUCGUGUCUGUUCAUCCCAGUACCACACGAGAUCAAGUACGGCGAUGCAGACAGGAGCGGAUUGGAGUUGAUUGCGGGUGCAAGAGAUCGGGAAGACCGAUCGCAAUUGCUGCAGACGGAUAUUGAGACUCUGGAGCGCGCAAUUGAGCAGGUCCUUGAAAUGCUUGAGCGCGUGGCCAACUACGUGUCGGAUGUUCUGGACGAGGAGGCGAAGCCAUCUUCUGCGCUUGGCCAGUUCUUGAUGAACACUCUUUCUCUCGCUCCGAAGGUUGACGCCGAAGAUAUCGAGCGAGACUUUAACAACCACAUCCAAGACGUCCUCCUCGUCUCCUACCUUGCCAACACGAUCCGCACUCAAAUGGACCUCUCCCACCGCCUCUCUACUGCCGCUCUUACCAUGGGUGAGGGCAAGCCAAAAGAUGACAACAAGCCACAACAAAAAGACAGGCAGAGAGGUGGCCAGCGUGAGCAACAGUAGAGCGAUCAGCGAGCCUCAUCACUUUUGUGGAUCCGCAUUUUGACCAGCUGAAACGAGUACCGCGAGGUCUUUUUACUCGAAAAGUAGAAGUGCAGUAUAGAUACUAGCACUGAACGAGAUGGCACCCAGUCGAGGUGUAUGUUUGAUUACAAUGCCGAUCAGUGUUCAAUUGUCAUCCUCGUGGCAUCUACAGCGCUGGCUUUGACAUCGUGUCAAGCAGUGUCGAACAUAGCACUGGUCAGCCCAGAGCGUACAGCUCUUGCCACGACAGCCUGUCUUGGGCAUUUCGGCGGCUGGGAAGUGCCAGAAGUCAGACAUUCGCAGAUCCGAUCACCAAAUUUGCAGGAAAUGUACUCACACGCUGCACGGGACUGCUACACAUCCCCAGCAUGUCCCUCAAUAGCAACAUGCUCCGCAACCACCCACUUUCCCUC
This is a messenger RNA of Cercospora beticola, 1534 nucleotides long. Its product is annotated as eukaryotic translation initiation factor 3 subunit F. Gene Ontology annotation, biological process: translational initiation. Gene Ontology annotation, molecular function: translation initiation factor activity; translation initiation factor binding; metallopeptidase activity. Gene Ontology annotation, cellular component: eukaryotic translation initiation factor 3 complex, eIF3m. NCBI's taxonomy places the organism in Eukaryota, Fungi, Ascomycota, Dothideomycetes, Mycosphaerellales, Mycosphaerellaceae. The record is from RefSeq and is a predicted model, not a curated record.